Molecule: messenger RNA, 6736 nt
Organism: Salmo salar (Atlantic salmon)
Lineage: Eukaryota; Metazoa; Chordata; Actinopteri; Salmoniformes; Salmonidae
Product: nuclear receptor subfamily 5 group A member 2
Biological process (GO): hormone-mediated signaling pathway; tissue development; regulation of transcription by RNA polymerase II
Cellular component (GO): RNA polymerase II transcription regulator complex
Molecular function (GO): zinc ion binding; RNA polymerase II cis-regulatory region sequence-specific DNA binding; nuclear receptor activity
Source: RefSeq, a predicted model, not a curated record
GAAGGGGAUGGGAUAGUUCACCAGGCAGAGUUCACUCGACUUCAGAGCAAGUGGACAGUAACUUUUUUAUUUUAUUUUUAACUCCUGAAGUCUCAACCCUCUUCGUUGCUCUGAUUGCCCCCAAUUACUAGUCACAGAAUGGAAUAGGUUAAGAGUGUGGGUCGGUGUCGUAGAAGAUAGAUCAAACCAGAGUCGUGUUUUCUCUCUGGAGCUGUGGAUUGGCAUGUCUUCCUCCAGCCCUGACAGUGAAUGUGAUCAGCGUGGCUCUACAGACGACCUGACUGGUGCAGCUUAUAGAAUUAUGUAAAUAUUAAUAAGGAGAGAAAUUAGAUCAUUUAUAGAGGUAAUUGAGUAAAUGUGGUAUUUAAAAAAAGGGGCCUGGCAUAUUAGGCUACAGCUUUGAAAAUGUUUUGCCCUAAUUUACAGUUUUGACGCAAUAGCUUAGAAUUCAUUCAUCCAGUUGCCUAAAACUAAUAUUUUAUUUCGUCUCAGUAAAAUGGCACGUGUUUGCGCGCAUGGUUUUUUUCCUCACUAAUUUAUCAGCUACCAACUCAUGAAAAGCUUAAUUAAAACUGCGUAUAGCUCAUUACCAGACCAGUUGGCAUAACGACAUGCCUCCGUGUGUAGACCUAUUUGCCUUCCACUCCUCUGUGUCAAAGAUUGGUGUAUUUUAACAUUCAGUUGCAUCACUUCUAUUUUGUCCCUUAUUUUCCAGCCGAUUUUAAAGUCCAUCAUUAGCAGUAAAAACAGUUGUGAUUUGGACAGUGUGGAUAACGCGUUAGGAAUUAUGUUGCCCGUCUCCGCACGCGAUUGGAGCUAAGGGUGUGAUGUCAUACCACCAUGAGCCCCUGAUUGGCGUUAGGAAGCGGUGUCAGUGGAGUAAACAAAGCAGCAAGGAGAGGUCUGAACUUCACAUCCCACUCCAUCACAGAUAGACCGAAUCCGACUUUUACGCGAAGGAGCGUCCGGCUUGAAAGUCUUUUCAAAUCAGAUCGAAAGUUCAUGACAGUUCGCUAACUCAACUUUUAAGACCCGUGUCAAAGACGUGGAAAGGCCAGCGGCAGAGCAGUCAGCUGCCGAGACCUCUAAAGAGGUGUCAUCAUAUUUUAACCCGGUUCAACCCUCAUUGUCCGGGUAGAUUUGUUAUUUUAAUCACAGAGAGAUAGAGAGAGAGAGAGAGAGAGAGAGAGAGAGAGAGAGAGAGAGAGAGAGAGAGAGAACUCGAAAUCGAAAUCAUUGCGCUCCACCCCUUAACUUCGCGGUAAAACCAUGCUCGUAUACUAGGGUCAACGGCAUUGCUCCAUAUUUCAAUUUACCCAAGAGCAAUUUCAGAAUGAAUUUACAUUGUUCUCGCUGUUGCAGGCUACCAAUCGGGUAUGUAGCCUAGACAUUCGCUGUCAGUUUAAGCAGAGCCCGCUGCAUUUUGGCCAUACAGUGAGCGCGCAGGAUUUGGGAAGCCACUUUUCUCCGGUGUGUCUGUGUGAGUGAGUGAGUGUGAGAACCUGUAGUGUUCCUCUCCCGUCCAGGUGGUCAGCCGGACGGAGCGGAGUCUCCCGCUCAGCCCAGCGGAGCUGUCAUGCUGCCCAAAGGCGACACGGAAUCUCUAGGACUCGUUCGAUCGCAUGGAGAACAGGGGCACAUGCCAAGAAAUAUGCAAGCCCCCCACUAUAAAAUGAUGGACUACUCCUAUGAUGAAGACUUGGAUGAGAUGUGUCCGGUUUGUGGCGACAAGGUUUCUGGGUACCACUAUGGGCUCCUCACAUGUGAAAGCUGCAAGGGCUUCUUCAAGCGCACGGUUCAGAACAACAAACGGUACACAUGCAUAGAGAACCAGACAUGUGCCAUCGACAAGACACAAAGAAAACGCUGCCCUUAUUGCCGCUUCCAGAAGUGCCUCACUGUUGGCAUGAAGCUGGAAGCUGUGAGGGCGGACCGCAUGCGUGGUGGCCGCAACAAGUUUGGCCCCAUGUACAAGCGCGACCGGGCCCUCAAGCAGCAGAAGAAAGCGCUGAUCCGCGCUAACGGCCUGAAGAUCGAGUCCAUGACCCAGGUGAUGCCCACCGACCUCACCGUCUCCUCGGCCAUCCAGAACAUCCACCAGGCCGCCUCCAAGGGCCUGCCGCUCAGCCACCACGGCCACCCGCACCACGCCGCCCUGCCCCACACAGACUACGAUCGCAGCCCCUUCGUCACGUCUCCCAUCAGCAUGGCCAUGCCCCCCCACACUGGUUCCCUCCAGGGCUACCAGGCGGCCUACGGCCACUUCCAGAGCACCCGCACCAUCAAGUCAGAGUACCCGGACCCGUACACCAGCUCGCCCGAGUCCAUCAUGGGUUACAACCCGUACAUGGAUGUGUACCAGACGGGCUCGCCGCCCAGCUUCCCACACCUCAUCGUGGAGCUGCUGAAGUGCGAACCUGAUGAGCCUCAGGUGCAGACCAAGAUCCUGGCCUACCUGCAGCAGGAGCAGGCCAGCCGGGGGAAACACGACAAACUCAACACGUUCGGCCUUAUGUGCAAGAUGGCCGACCAGACGCUGUUCUCGAUCGUGGAGUGGGCCCGGAGCAGCAUCUUCUUCCGCGAGCUCAAGGUGGACGACCAAAUGAAGCUCCUCCAGAACUGUUGGAGCGAGCUCCUCAUCCUCGACCACAUUUUCCGCCAGGUGAUGCACGCCAAAGAGGGCUCCAUCCUAUUGGUCACCGGCCAACAGGUGGAUUAUUCUGUAAUUGCCUCCCAAGCCGGAGCUACUCUAAACAACCUGAUGAGCCAUGCUCAGGAGCUGGUGGGCAAGCUGCGCUCCCUGCAGCUGGACCAGAGGGAGUUCGUCUGCCUCAAGUUCCUGGUUCUCUUCAGCUUGGACGUGAAGAACCUGGAGAACUUCCACCUGGUGGAGAGCGUCCAGGAGCAAGUGAACGCGGUGCUGCUGGACUACGUCAUGUGCAACUACCCCCAGCAGACAGACAGGUUUGGCCAGCUGCUCCUGCGGCUGCCUGAGAUCCGGGCCAUCAGCCUCCAGGCCGAGGAGUACCUGUACUACAAGCACCUGAACGGAGACGUGCCCUGUAACAACCUGCUCAUCGAGAUGCUACACGCCAAGAGAGCCUGAUGAGACUGCAGAUGGGAUCCUGAUCGUUUGGCUGUUUUGUUGGUUGAGACCAAACCCUUACCCGCAAAAACAGAAACCGACUCAGAACGGACUCUGUUUUGUUGGUUGAGACCAAGUCCUUACCUGCAGAACAGAAACCGACCCAGAACCGACUCCUCCCAUUUUAAAGUUAGACUUAGUGAUUCUGGGGCAGGAGGCAUCAGUCCUUCUCAUUUAUCAUAAUGAUCAACCAUCCUGGCAUGCAAACAGAGGCAAAAGAACAUGCAGAAAUGGACACCCACACUUACACAUGCUGUGCACACACACACACACACGCACGCACGCACGCACGCACGCACGCACACACACACGCACGCACGCAUGCGCACGCACGCACGCACGCAUGCGCACGCACGCACAUACAAACACAUUUAGGCACUCACACACACGUACACGUACGUACACACACACACACACACAUAUACACACAUUAAGGCACACACACGUUCAAAUUCAUACAAUACGCAUAUAUAUUACACACACACACACAUCCCUGCACUCUAAGACAGAUGCAUCUGGAGCCCUGGGUAAAGCUUCCAGAGACAGAGAGAAACAGUUGAAAUGCUUGAGAACUGUCCAUUCGUCUCAUGGGACAUGGAAGAUACCUUUUGACUGCUUUUAAUAAAAACACAAACCAUCAAGGUGAUACAAGGACCAAUGGACUGUAACUGAAUGAACAAAACCAAUGAGUAUUCUAAACCUCUCACAUUGUUAAAGGGUUUUGAGCAACGAAGAGAGAGAGAGCCAACCACCUUAUGAUCACAGACCCUAUGAUGUCUGUGGUGAGGGCUUCAAAGGGGAGCAGGGACUUUGGCUGAAGGAAUUUGGAGCACACUUUUUUUAGACUGGGCCAUGGUUGGCAGGGUUGGUAAUGUAUUGGGCUGUAUUGGGUACUGUAUUGGGCAGACCAGAGCAGCCUGUCAGCCGGGCAAGAGUUUCUUUAGUCACCUGUUUCAAAGACACACAGUCUGCAUGGCUAAUAGGCCAGACAGACAGACAGCAAUAGAAAACAGCUGAAAAGGUCAGACCCCGACAGAGACUCAUAUGACGGUCAGUAAGUCUUUUCUGAUCCCGCGUAAAAUAAAUUAUAUAAAAAAAGAAAAGAAAAAACAACGAACAAAAUGUAUGAAAACUUGACGGAACAAAAAGAGAUAAGAUAAAAAAAUAAACAUUUUAGAAAAUGGCAGUUAUUUCCUCCUCUUGGUCAUUGAUGCUCCUCUUUGUAACCACCCUAUAAUCUCCCCCCAACCUUCCCAAAACGGUUCUUUACAGAAGUAAAACACAUUUUACACAACAUAGAUAAGUAAUUAGAAAAUAAUUUUAUGGUUGUCCCCCCCCUCUAGGAGGAGAAACUGCCUUUUGUCUGAACAGACCAAAGCUUGCUGCAGAACAUCAAACAAAAAUGUAACAAAACCUUAACUAUCAGUAUUAUAAAUUUGUGAUGUCACAGUCAUGUGAGUCUUGCCUUAUUUCAUUACCAUGCUAGCUAACCGUGCAGAUGUGAAUGAAAUUAUGUACAAAUAUAUAUAAAGUAUUAAUGUUAUAAACAUUUAAAAAAUUCAAUAAUUCAAGAGGUGUUUACGUUCAAGCUGUCCCGUGGAAGAGAACUGUGAGGAAGUAAAUUGCAAAGCAAUGAUUUACAAAAAAAUCGAGAAAAAAAAAUCACAAAAUAGAUUCUGGUAUGCUUUCUUUGGUGUGUACAGUGUUAUAGCGUUUUGUUUCUUUAACCAGUACUUAAUUAUGUUGUGAGACACUAAAAAUCAGAAAGGAAUCUCACUUAAAAUGUCAUUUCUAACUGUUUUUUUCUUUUGGCAUUCAAAUGUUUUUGCAUAUUGUGUAAGAGUUUCGGACACUUGUUUUUUGUAGAACUUUUUAUUAUUAUUUUUCAAUGUUCUACCUGUCGGUAUAUGUCACUGGUUACGCUUAAAAAUGAAACUAACUUAUUGGUUUUGUCCCUUUGUGUGUUAUAAGCACAAGGCGACAAAUCUAAAUAUAUUUGUUUAGUGUUGCAUGUUAUGUUUUUUUUACUUAUUAUCAAUGCAGUUCAGGAACAAAACAAUGAUCUUCAUAAUGAUACUUUCGUUUUUAUUAAUUGUCUAUAGGAGUCUGAGCUUUAAAAAAUACACUCCUCUCCACAUGUAUUUGGACAGUGAAGCGAAAAUGUAAAAUGUUUCUUUUUACUCCAUCAUUCUUUUAUACUAAAACAAUUGCUCAGAGAAAUAUAUUUUGUCUAACAAUUAAUAAAACAUUGCUUUUUUUAAAGAUAGGGGUCAAAAUUAUCUUGAUCAAAAGGUACCAAUAAUUAUGGACCUGACUGUAUGAAAAUACCCUCAAAUAAAAGCUGACUGUUCUGUCGCCUUACAUGAAACAUUUUAUCUAAAAUCUAAAAGGCUGGAGUAUUGAGCCACAUUUUAAAAUGUAGCUUCAUUGUCUCAAUAAAUAUGUAGAGGAGUGUAAUUCUUGUAUUUAAGUUAAUGGGUAUGACUGAUACUGUCCUUGCUUCAGUUGUUUCGUAAUGAAUUUCAACUACCUUCACAUUUCAGUGGCGUUUGUUCUAUACCAAAGACGGCAUUGGUCCCGUGAGUUGUGGUUACCUGUGAUGUGUCGUAAUUGAACGAACAAACAGUUUCCCCCCAGCCGUCCAGAAGUUUGAGCUGUGCUUACCUGUGAUGUGUCGUAAUUGAACGAACAAACAGUUUCCCCCCAGCCGUCCAGAAGUUUGAGCUGUGCUUACCUGUGAUGUGUCGUAAUUGAACGAACAAACAGUUUCCCCCCAGCCGUCCAGAAGUUUGAGCUGUGCUUACCUGUGAUGUGUCGUGAUUGAACGAACAAACAGUUUCCCCCCAGCCGUCCAGAAGUUUGAGCUGUGCUUACCUGUGAUGUGUCGUAAUUGAACGAACAAACAGUUUCCCCCCAGCCGUCCAGAAGUUUGAGCUGUGCUUACCUGUGAUGUGUCGUGAUUGAACGAACAAACAGUUUCCCCCCAGCCGUCCAGAAGUUUGAGCCGUGGUUACAUGUGAUGUGUCGUAACUGAACAAACAGUUUUUCCCCCCCAGCCUUCCUGAAGUUUGGCAUUCUGUAAUGUCAGUUUGUAGAAUUCUAUUGAUGUUGUCUUACACUUUUACCAAACACUGACUUCAUAUGGCCCCCAAUCAUUUGUGAUACACACAAACCUGUCAAGUAUAUACUGUAUAUAAUCGUCUGCAUUGAAGUCAUCGAUGUCAAAAUCGAUCAAGUCUUUUUACCGAUGCACUAUGGUGAAAAACAAACAACGCUCAAAUAUACAUUUAUUUCAAUGUUUAUAUUUUUGUAUUUGUUUUGGCAUGAAUCUGCUUCCAUAAUUAACUGUGUUAGUAUUGAUUGACAAUCUCUAUCAGUCCCUUCUCAUUCUGUGUGUUCUGGUAAAGUUCUACAGCUGCCUUGGAUGUCCUCAAACACACGGAUCACUCCUGAACGUGCUGACCCUCUGCUUGUCUAUGAACCCCACGCUGUCAUACUUGCACCCUUUCAUGUCACUUCCUGGUCUGGGGAGUUCUUUCAAAGCUGAUGGACUUUUUCCUCAUAUUUCAAUAAAUCAUUAUAUGCCAACAA